AGGCUUUGCCAACGCUGGGCCAGAUCGCAAUGGACGUAUCGCAUCCUGUCCGAGUGACGGCGGGCACUCCGACUCGCCCAGAUAUGCUUAGUGCUGCAUGAUUGGGAACGCGGGGAAAAGCAACCCCGGGAUGAAGCCAAGAGGAAAGGCGAACACUCUCGUUCGCGUUAGCGUUAUCAGUCCAGGCCCAAGGUGUUUAUUACUGCGGUGCUACCCCGAACCAUGGACUUGGGAUCAUCGAGUACCGACUCAUUGUCUGUUGCUCCAUCUACUUCCUUUCUUCAUUGAGGCUUGGCAAGAUCCAUUUCACGAUGGACGCCAACAAGUACGACGAGAAGGCUAUCAAUGCCCACGAGAAGUCGGGGGACGCCUCCUCAGGUGAGCCCGACGGCAUCUACCGCAAUGAGACAAACGAGAUUGGCCAUGUCGACAACGUCGACCAACUUCGACGACACUUGGGCAACCGACAAGUGCAACUUAUUGCCAUCGGUGGUUCAAUCGGUACUGCUACUUUCGUCUCCAUCGCCAACGGGCUCGUCAAAGGUGGCCCGGGAAGCUUGCUCCUAGCCUAUACUCUGUACACCUGUAUGCUCGGCCUGGUCAACAACUCGAUGGCCGAGAUGGCCUCGUAUAUGCCUGUUUCGGGUGGCUUUAUUCGCAUGGCGGGAAAAUGGGUUGACGAGUCUCUUGGAUUCUGGGUCGGCUGGAACUUCUUCCUCUACGAAGCGUUCCUGAUCCCCUUUGAGAUCUCGGCACUGAACUUGGUUUUGACGUACUGGAGUGACAAGAUCCCCGUGGCAGCUGUUGUUGCAGUGUGUAUCGUUCUAUACUUCUGCAUCAACGCAUUCGUCGUCAAGUGGUACGGAGAAGCCGAAUUCUGGCUUGCUCUCGGCAAAGUCUUCCUCAUCUUGAUCGUGUUUUCCUUCACCUUCAUCACGAUGGUUGGCGGAAAUCCCAAGAAAGACGCAUACGGUUUCAGGUACUGGAACAACCCUGGAGCCUUUGCUGAGCACAUCACUACUGGAAGCCUCGGUCGCUUCGAAGGCUUCUUAGGUUGCCUCUGGAGCGCUGCGUUCACCGUUGUGGGCCCCGAAUAUUUGUCUAUGCUUUCCGGAGAAGUCAAGCUUCCCAGGCGCUACCUGACGUCUGCUUUCAAGGUCACCUACGUUCGAUUCGCCUUCUUCUUCAUCGGCUCCGCUCUCUGCGUCGGCAUCGUCAUCCCCUACAACGAGUCUACUCUUCUUGAGAUCAUGAGCGGCAAGUCCCAGGGUGCCGGAACCGCAGCAGCUUCGCCAUACGUCAUUGCGAUGAGGAACUUGAAUGUCAACGGUCUGCCUCACUUGACCAACGCGCUGCUGUGCACUUCCAUCUUCUCCGCCGGUAACGCAUACACCUACUACGGAACCCGUUCGCUCUACAGUUUGGCGCUCGACGGCCAUGCGCCCAAGUUCCUGAGGAAGUGCACAAAGGCCGGUGUACCCAUCUUCUGUCUCUGUGUUACGACACUCUUCCCGUUCUUGGGAUUCCUCAACGUCUCCAGCGGUAGCGCAAAGGUGCUUACUUGGUUCACCAAUAUCAUCACAGCCGCUCAGAUCAUCGACUACAUCGUCAUUUGCAUCACGUAUCUGUUCUGGUACCGCGCCUGCAAGGUCCAAGGCCUCGACCGACGCACAAUGCCUUACUAUGCUCGCUUCCAGCCCUACUCCACAUGGAUUGCCCUCAUCUUCCUCACUUGUGUCGUCACUUGUUACGGAUACCCCGUCUUUCUCCCUGGAAAGUUCACGCUCGACACUUUCUUCACAUUUUACAUGAUGGUGCUUCUUGCGCCAGUACUGUUCUUUGGGUGGAAGUUCCUCAAGCGCACCAAAUUUGUCCCAGCUGCUGAGUGCGAUCUGGUGUGGCAGAAGCCUGUCAUUGACGCGUAUGAGGAGUCGUACAAUGAGCCGGCGGUUGGAUUCUGGACAGAGAUCGGCCAGAUGUUCGGUUUCCGCAGGAACAAGAAGGCUGAGAAGGCUUGAAUGAAGACUUGGAGUGGAAGUUGCUAUUCUUGGCCUCUAUCUCUUGUUAGAACCCGAUUAGACGGAUUGCUGCACCGCAAUCCUUUCUCCUUGUUGUAGCUACUGUCACUUUGGAAUACCCACCGCGUUAUCUUUGC
Molecule: messenger RNA, 2155 nt
Organism: Cucurbitaria berberidis CBS 394.84
Lineage: Eukaryota; Fungi; Ascomycota; Dothideomycetes; Pleosporales; Cucurbitariaceae
Exons: 2
Coding region: 312-2018 (568 amino acids)
Biological process (GO): amino acid transmembrane transport
Cellular component (GO): membrane
Molecular function (GO): amino acid transmembrane transporter activity
Source: RefSeq, a predicted model, not a curated record